AUGGCUGUAGAACAAGGGGCAAAUGCGAUAACUGAAGCAGUGAAAGCACUGUUCGGAUUAGUGAGAGGGGAGGUAGCAGCAGUUAAGGAGGAGCUGGCCGCAGUUAAGGAGGUGGUGGUACGGCAGAAGGAGCGAGUGGUGAUGCUGGAGGAGAGGAAUCAGGUGUUGGAUAAUGAGGUGAAUGAGUGGAGGCGUGCUGUGGGGGAGAAGAGUGCGGCGGCUGCUGCUGUGGUGGAGAUGAGGGGGGACGAGUUGGCACUAGUGAAAGAGCAGUUGAGUGGAGUGAGGGAGGAGUUGGCUGAACACAAGGCUAGGCGAGCAGAGGAGGUGAUCAGAGCCAAAGGGGAGUUGGAGGAGGCUGAGAGGAGACAAAUGGCAGAGAUGAGGGAGAUGAGAGGGCAGGUGAAGUGGGGGGAGAGGGAGCUGGCAGCAGUGAGGGGGGAGUUGGCUGCGGUGAAAGGAGAGCUGGCUGAACACAAGGAAGUUAUGGCAGAGCAAGUGGAGGCUAAAAAGGAGCUGAGUGAGCUUAGGGAAGAAUUGACAGCGUUGAGUGGAGAUUUGGAGGGGCAGACGAAUAUUCUGAAAUGUCAUUUGGAGGAAGCUGAGAGACGAAGAGCAGAGGAUUUGAGUGAGCUGAAAGGAGAGGCGGAGGAGAGGGAGAGAACUCUGGCAGCUUUAAAGGGGGAGUUGGAGGAGGCUGAGAGGAGAAAAGUGGCAGAGAUGAGGGAGAUGAGGGGAGAGGUGGAGGAGACGAAGAGGGGUUUGGAAGAGGCUGAGAGGAGACGAGUGGUGGAGAUGAGAGGGCAGGUGGAGGAGAGGGAGAGAGAACUGGCAGCAGUGAAGGGGAAAUUGGCUUUACACGAGGAUGUUAUCAGCCAAGAUCCAAAGUUGACUGUUGAGCUGAAAAUCAGGGACAGUGAAGGGAACACGAAGACUGUGUGGGAGGUGAGUGCUCAAUGA
Molecule: messenger RNA, 960 nt
Organism: Closterium sp. NIES-65
Lineage: Eukaryota; Viridiplantae; Streptophyta; Zygnematophyceae; Desmidiales; Closteriaceae
Source: the annotation of a GenBank genome assembly